This is a messenger RNA of Silurus meridionalis, 4256 nucleotides long. RefSeq names its product GTF2I repeat domain containing 1 (gene gtf2ird1). The transcript is spliced from 28 exons. The coding region runs from base 326 to 3298 and encodes 990 amino acids. Gene Ontology annotation, molecular function: DNA-binding transcription factor activity. Gene Ontology annotation, cellular component: nucleus. Lineage: Eukaryota; Metazoa; Chordata; Actinopteri; Siluriformes; Siluridae. The record is from RefSeq and is a predicted model, not a curated record.
UGGAUGCGGGUGUUGAGCUGGGCUGGGAUUAGCGAAGGCGAAUGAGUUUCAAUUUUACUGGAUUACAGAACAAAGAACAGGGGGGAAAGGGGACACUGUCCCUGCGUUAAAGACGCGAAAAAAGGGGACAAGGGAAAAAAAACAAGGAAAAUCUCGCCGUAAUCUCACCGAAACCGAAGACGAAACCAUGCUCCAGAUUAUGCGGUUGGGUGAAGUCCGUGUGCCGUUGCUUUAGACGGGAAUUCCGCCCUGCACUAUUGGAUUAAAUACCGGGAAUAAUAACAACAAAAAAAGAUAACAACCCAGUCUGGGAUUGAGAAGAGCCAUGGCACAGCUGCGGAAGCUGGGCUGUGACGGGAUGAGGCUGAACCCUCGUGCCGAGCUCCGCGGGCCACAGACGUCUGCCAGACAUGAAAUCCUGACCAGCUUAGUGUCGGCGCUGGACUCUGUGUGCACCGCAAUGUCUAAACUGAACGCCGAGGUGGCCUGCGUCACCGUACACGAGGAUAGCGUGAUCGCCGUCGGGACGGAAAAGGGGAGAAUUUUCCUCAAUUCCAGGAAGGAAAUCCAGACAGACUUUCACAAAUUCUGCAGGGUGUCCUGUCUACAAGCACUAAAUUCAAUCAGCUCCCACACCAAAGUUCCAGAUACAGAAAGCAGCCGGACUGGUAAAGACGGUUUACCGUCUGCAAAACAGCAGCGCAACUUAACAGACGCUCACUCCAAUAUCUUUGUCUUAAGGAAGAUGGUGGAAGAAGUCUUCAGCGUGCUUUAUAGUGAGGCUGUAGGAAAGAGCAGCCUGGUCCCCGUGCCUUAUGAGUGGAUUCAGAAGGAGCCCAGUGCUGUGAUCAUUCAUGGCCUCCCAGAAGGCGUGACCCUCAGGAGACCGGCCGAAUACGACACCAAGACCUUAAUGAAGAUCCUGGAGCAGAGCAACCGCAUUCGCUUCAUCGUCAAACGAAUGCCAGACGAAGCCCCGCGCGAUGCUAAAUCCUGUCCGGAAAACAACCACCACCCCUCCCCUGCUGCUAAGAGUGCCAGCAACCACACGCCUGUUAAAACCCCCACACAGGAAGUGCCUGCUAGCAGCUCUAUGCUCUCCAGCUUCCUGUAUGGUAUGUCCGUGCCUUCCCAAUCGCACCCGGACGCUAAGGGUGAUGCGAAGCCCUCCGUGAUGCACGGUCUAGUAAAGGAACGACUGGCACCGUGGGCACCGAGCGACGAGAAGGCGGUCGCCCCCAAAGAGGCUCCUGACAACGGUGAGCGGUUAGCACUCGCAGGAGACGUGGCACAGAGCCCUCCAAGCAUCCACAUCUCCAAACGCCUACUCUUCUCUAUAGUGCAUGAGAAAUCAGAAAAAUGGGACGCGUUUAUCAGAGAGACGGAGGACAUCAACACGCUGCGGGAGUGCGUGCAGAUCCUGUUUAACAGCCGUUAUGCUGAAGCGUUGGGUUUGGAUCACAUGGUCCCAGUGCCGUACAGGAAGAUCGCCUGCGAUCCGGAAGCGGUCGAGAUCAUCGGAAUACCGGACAACAUUCCCUUUAAGAGGCCGUGCACCUACGGCGUACCAAAAUUAAAACGCAUUUUGGAAGAGAGACACGGCGUACGGUUUGUCGUGAGAAGGAUGUUCGAUGAGCGGAUCUUCACCGCCGCAGGAAAAUUAGCUAAAGAGGAAAGCAGGGGGGAUGGCUCCUCCCCCGAAGACGGCUUCCCAGACGGGCUUAGGGUGCCGAGCUCCGGCCUCGAGCUGCUCACCAACACGCACAGCAGCAGAUCCACCAGCUCCUGCGUCAGUCCCUUGGCAGACUGCGAAGCAGGGCCUUCGGGAGACUGCGUUUCUUUAAAAAAGGUCAAAACCGAGCCGCCAGAUGGAGAUAUCAUUCAGGUCACUGUACCAGUCACCAGCACAGAAACAGUGGCAGAAAUAUCAAAGAACACAGCAGCCUCGGAGGAGCCGUGCGAGCCUCAGGUUGAACUUGUGACCCCUGAUCUUCGGCGCCCCCUGGAGCCUCUCGCAGUGGAAGAGUUGGCGCAGAAGUCCGCGCCCCAAGGGCUCAAGAGAGUUGUCGAAGAAGACAUCGGAGAGAUGAUUCUGCAGCUGCGGAAGCAAGUCGAGAGUUUCUUCAGCAUCAAAUACGCGGAGGCUCUUGGACUGCCUGAGCCAGUGAAGGUGCCCUACUCGAAGUUCCAGAUGUAUCCCGAGGACCUGUACCUCACAGGACUUCCAGAAGGGAUCACAUUCCGGAGACCCAAUUGCUUCGGAGCAGCCAAAUUACGAAAGAUUCUCAGUGCCAGCAACCAGAUCCAGUUUGUAAUCAAAAGGCCAGAUUUGCUAACUGAACCCCAACUCAAGCAGGAGCCUCCAUCUCAGUCGCCCUGUGGUCCAGGCGAAUGCGAGCCCAAAGACAACCUCGCAGAAGACCCUGGACCUGCUUCCAAAAGACCUGGAUUCCUAGACAGCUUAGAGGCCAAACUGUCUCGCAUCGACUUGGCCAACACGCUGAGGGAGCAGGUCCAGGAUCUGUUCAACAGGAAGUACGGCGAGGCACUGGGCAUCAAGUAUCCCGUGCAAGUGCCUUACAAGAGGAUCAAGAGCAACCCCGGAUCGGUGAUCAUCGAGGGCUUGCCGCCGGGAAUCCCCUUCCGGAAACCUUGCACGUUCGGUUCACAGAACCUAGAGAGGAUACUGGCGGUGGCUGAUAAGAUCUCCUUCACCAUUAUGAGGCCUUUCCAAGGACUUAUCCCCAAACCAGCACCCAGAAGAAUCACCUUAUUAAAGAAAGCGUACUCCUCGAUAAGCGCAGAAGAGGAAGACAUCAAUCGCAUGGGUGAAAAAGUCAUAUUGAGGGAACAAGUCAAGGAGCUGUUCAAUAAGAAAUACGGAGAAGCUCUGGGUCUGGAUCGGCCCGUCGUGGUCCCGUACAAGCUGAUCCGAGCCAGUCCCGACUCUCUGGAGGUGUCCGGUCUUCCAGAAGACGUCCCCUUCAGAAACCCCAACACGUAUGACAUCAUCCGGUUGGAGAAGAUCCUCCAGGCUCGCGACGACAUAACGAUCAACAUCAAAACACCGCUGCAGCCUUUCGUACAGCUUUGUCCACAGACUUCCAGUUCAGAAGGAAAUGAAGUGGCGGUCAACCGACGCAAACGGAAACGAGUGCCGGAUAACAGUUUAAACGCGCCGCCUUUGGGAGCCGACCCUGCCAAUUCGACCAAUCAGAUUCCAGUCAUGCAAUGGCCCAUGUACAUGGUGGACUAUAGUGGCGUGAACGUCCAAGUUCCAGGGAAGGUGAAAUACUAGCCCUCUGAAGAAAGGCCACCCGGUUUCAACUCAGCUGGAGCACAGCUGGAAGCUCCGAUCGCCCCAUAUACCCGAACUCGCUCACGGAAGCUGGAAAUCGUGAACUCCUUAAGCGUGACGACGGAAACAGAACCGAGGAGACGCUCUUCCUGCCGUUUCCAAGCAGCAUUGUUAUUAUUUUUUUUGCGCAAAAUCGCACCGAUCGUCACUUCCCGAUUAGUCCCGUGCGCCGUUUCUCAUCCCAAAGGAGCGUUUUCAUGUUGUAACGAGUCGUGAGGGCAAUCGUUAUCAAACACAGGUGCUGCUGGGUAACGAUUGGGAUGGAGAACCCAAACUGGUGCUGAACACGUGUGUAACUCCACACUACAAAACUGUAGUAUCUGGCUUUGACUCGUAGCUAAAUGUUGUAUUAUUUAUUUAUUUAUUUAUAACAAUAAUAAGGAGAAAAGAAAUGCGGUAAAAAGGAAUUUGAAUACGCAGGGAAUGUGCGCUGUUCAGUACAAAAAGUGCUGAAUUUCCAUGACUGAUGACACUAAAACAGGUUAGUUACUGUAUGUACACACAGAGAGCUUUUUUAUUUUGUAUUAUAUAUUUUUUCUUUUUUUUUUUCUCCACUUUCUUCCCUGAUUCUGUUGAGUUGGACUACUCUAACAUGAUAGCACUAACAUAUUUCAAUGAAAGGCGUUUUUUUAUAUUAUUAUUAUUAUUAUUAUUAUUAUUAUUAUUAUUAUUAUUAUAGCCUUGUAAGUUACCCCUGUUCUCAUGGAUCAUGCAGGAUGAUCCUUCACAGAGGAACAAAAACACACACACACAUCAUGAAUGUAUUGUAUGUAAAGGAAAGACUGGUUAUAAUGUUAUUCAUUAUGGGACUCUCUCUGGAAUCACCAGUAUUUAUAUGCUGUACUUUAAUGCCAUUUAGGCCUUUUAAAUAAAAAUGUGUUGCCUUGCGUCCACUGCA